AUGCUUCUGGACGCUGGACCUCAAUAUCCUACUCUAGGAGUGACUACCUUCGGAUCAUCCCGACAUCACUCAACAGGCGAUGUCAACGACCGAGAAGUGGGACUGGGGAUAAAUCCUUUCGCUGACGGGAUGGGUGCUUUUAAAAUCAGCCCCAGCACUCACGAUCUCGCAUCGGGUCAAACUGCCUUCACGUCGCAGGCUCCAGGCUACGCCGCGGCUCUGGGUCAUCACCCCGGCCAUGUGAGUUCGUACAGCAGCGCAGCAUUCAACUCGACACGGGACUUUUUGUUUCGCAAUCGGGGCUUUGGGGAAGCGGCGGCGGCCAGCGCCGGGCACAGCCUGUUCGCUUCGGCCGCGGCUGCGGGCAGUUUUGCGGGACCCCAUGGACAUACCGACGCUGCGGGGCAUCUACUCUUCCCGGGGCUUCAUGAACAGGCGACGACUCACGCUUCUCCCAAUGCACAUGUAAUGAACGGGCAAAUGCGCUUAGGCUUUUCUGGGGACAUGUAUGGCAGAGCAGACCAAUACAGCCAGGUCACUAGUCCUAGAUCGGACCACUACGCUUCGACCCAGCUACACAGUUAUGGUCCCAUGAAUAUGAACAUGGCGGCUCACCAUGGGGCCGGGGCCUUCUUUCGUUAUAUGAGGCAGCCCAUUAAGCAAGAACUGAUAUGUAAAUGGAUAGAGCCCGAACAGUUGACGAAUCCUAAAAAAUCCUGCAACAAAACUUUUAGCACGAUGCACGAACUGGUUACUCACGUAACAGUGGAACACGUUGGGGGACCAGAGCAGUCGAACCACGUCUGCUUCUGGGAAGAGUGUUCAAGAGAGGGAAAGCCUUUCAAAGCCAAAUAUAAACUUGUAAAUCACAUCAGAGUCCACACUGGCGAGAAACCAUUUCCCUGUCCAUUUCCUGGCUGCGGCAAAGUCUUUGCCCGAUCAGAAAAUCUCAAGAUCCACAAAAGAACUCACACAGGCGAGAAGCCAUUCAAAUGUGAGUUCGAAGGGUGCGACAGGCGUUUUGCUAACAGCAGCGAUCGCAAAAAGCACAUGCACGUGCACACUUCCGACAAGCCGUACCUCUGCAAAAUGUGUGACAAGUCCUACACUCAUCCCAGCUCUCUACGAAAACACAUGAAGGUCCACGAAGCAUCCUCCCAAGGGUCACAGCCUUCUCCUGCGGCAAGUUCUGGCUACGAAUCCUCAACACCCCCUACCAUCGUGUCGCCCUCCACAGAAAACCAGACCAACAGUUCAAUGUCCCCGACAUCUUCUGCAGUUCACCACACAUCCAACCACAGCACGCUUUCAUCGAACUUUAACGAAUGGUACGUUUAA
Messenger RNA from Hypanus sabinus (Atlantic stingray), 1338 nucleotides. Its product is annotated as zinc finger protein ZIC 1. NCBI's taxonomy places the organism in Eukaryota, Metazoa, Chordata, Chondrichthyes, Myliobatiformes, Dasyatidae. Bases 1 to 1338 code for a protein of 445 amino acids. Gene Ontology annotation, cellular component: nucleus. The transcript is spliced from 3 exons. The record is from RefSeq and is a predicted model, not a curated record. Gene Ontology annotation, molecular function: RNA polymerase II cis-regulatory region sequence-specific DNA binding; DNA-binding transcription factor activity, RNA polymerase II-specific. Gene Ontology annotation, biological process: regulation of transcription by RNA polymerase II; central nervous system development.